GCGCGAGCUCAGGCCCUCCUCGCGGAACACGCGCCUUUCGCGCCUUCGACACACGCUCGCUGGCGACCGACACCCGCCUGCGAGACCCGCUACUGCUCGACAACCCGCACUGACUACACGAGUGGUGGCAACGUCGAUGUAGGUCGCAGGAGCACCGCAGCCUCCCCUCGCCGCCACGAUGGAGAGCGCCAUGAAGCGCGUACGCGAGGUGGAUUGGACAGGCAUGAGGCGCGACGGCCACAACAUCUUCACCAAGCUCAUCCGCACCCGCGACCCGCGCGACUCCGAGACAACACAGGACAUCGCAGUGCCCGGCAAACAGAAGCUUUCGCGAUGCCUUACGACGAUGGACCUGGUGUCGCUGGGCGUGGGCUCGUGCGUGGGCACGGGCAUGUUCCUGGUGUCCGGGCUGGUGGCGCGCAAGUUCGCGGGGCCCGGCGUCGUGUUCAGCUUCAUCAUCGCCGCGCUGGCCAGCAUCUUCUCCGGCGCGUGCUACGCGGAGUUCGGCGUGCGCGUGCCCAACACCACGGGCUCCGCGUACACCUACUCCUACGUCACCGUCGGCGAGUUCAUCGCCUUCGUCAUCGGCUGGAACAUGGUGCUGGAGUACCUGAUCGGAACGAGCGCGUGCGCGCGCGCUCUAAGUGCCUGCUUUGACUCGCUGUGCGACGGCGCCAUCACCAGACACCUGGCAGGGAUAUUCGGGACAGUUUUUGGAAAACCGCCAGAUUUCAUCGCGUUCGGCAUAUCGGUGUUGAUGACGGUAGUGCUGGUGGCGGGAGUGAAGAAGUCCCUGUUCUUCAACAACCUGCUGAACGCCGUCAACCUCUGCGUGUGGGUGUUCAUGAUGACGGCCGGCCUCUUCUACGUCGACACCACCAACUGGACGCAGCACGACGGCUUUCUGCCUUACGGCUGGAGUGGGGUGUUCAGCGGCGCGGCCACCUGUUUCUACGCGUUCAUCGGCUUCGACAUCAUCGCGACCACGGGCGAGGAGGCCAACAACCCCAAGCGGUCCAUCCCGCUCGCCAUCGUGCUCAGCCUCGGCAUCAUCCUGGUGGCCUACGUCAGCAGCUCCAUGAUGCUCACCUUGAUAGUGCCGUACGACGAGGUGGACACCGACAGCGCGCUCGUGCAGAUGUUCGCGCACGUCCGCGCGCCCACGUGCAAGUACGUCGUGGCCGUGGGCGCGCUGGCCGGCCUCACCGUCUCUAUGUUCGGCUCCAUGUUCCCCAUGCCCCGCGUCGUCUACGCCAUGGCCCACGACGGACUCAUCUUCAAGAAGCUGGCCAACAUCUCGGAGGCGACGGGCACGCCGGCGCUGGCGACGGUGUGCGGCGGCGCGGCGGCCGCGGUGGUCGCGCUGCUCACGCAGCUCGAGGUCCUAGUGGAGAUGAUGAGCAUCGGCACGCUCCUGGCCUACACGCUGGUGUCGAGCUGCGUGCUAGUGCUGCGCUACCAGCCGCACUACACCAACCUCAUCGAGCUGCUGCCGCAGAGCCUGCGCACGCCGGUCGACCCCGAGGGCACCGCGGCCACACAAAGGGAGACCACCUUCGCUGGUCGCGGCACCACUCAAGUCACCGCCUCGACCCAGCGAGUCAUGGUGCGCCGCGUGACCCGCAGCUCCCCGGAUUCGGAUGACACGAUGCCAGGUGACGACAGUGAGGAGUUUGGCAGAGAUGACACCUUCCUCAUGAAUUCGCAUACGGAGAAUAAGUUUUAUGGGGCCGUGCCGGGCGGCGCGGCCAGCAGCCCGGGCCGCUUGCGGCGCUUCCUGGACGCCGUGUCGCGGCAGCUGCUGGCGCGCUCCUACCUCUGCCCCGGCGUCUUCCCCUGGGUGGACGCCGGGCCCGCCACGGACCAUACUGGCAUGUUCGUGAUCAAGGCGGUGGGCGUGAUGUACCUGCUGAUCCUGGUGUUCGACAUGCUGGCGGCCUACGGCAGCCCGAGCACGUCCACCUUCACGGUGCUGCUCAUGCUCGCCCUUAUUCUAGCCAUCUUCGUCAUCCUUCUACUUAUUUCUAGGAAACCGCAAAAUCGCGCACAGCUGGUGUACUCGACGCCGGGGCUGCCGUUCGUGCCGGCCACCGCCAUCAUCGUCAACAUCUAUCUCAUCCUCAACCUGUCCAUUCUGACCCUCGUCCGCUUCACCGUGUGGAUGAUCAUAGGACUGGUGGUGUACUUUAAGUACGGCAUCAAGAACUCGUUGUUAGAGACGAAGGCGGAGGAGCCGGCGGUGUCGCCGCCGACGCCGAGCCCGCUCGACCGCACCACGCUGCCGCCGCCCGCGCCGCACCAGCCGCGCCCGCUCGGCGACCGCAACAUAUUCGAGGGCGACGGCAACAGCGGACUCUACGGCAACCUCGAUUUUCCGGACCCGCUGCUGGCGUGGCACACCGCCGACCUGGAGCCGGCGCCACCCGCGGGCUCCAUCCGCCCCGCCGGCUCUUACAAACAAGUUGAAUCUCGGUACAACGCGAAGACAAACAGUACCUCUUCGCACACAUCCACGCGGGUGCCCUGGGCUUACAGCGAGCCCGACUUCGACGCCUGGGACAACUAGAUAUGAUAAUCACAAUCAGCCUCAAACCAGGCACCAGUUUCUAUACAUAUUAUAUUAUAACCCUUAUUU
Leguminivora glycinivorella is the source of this 2635-nucleotide messenger RNA. Its product is annotated as cationic amino acid transporter 2. Gene Ontology annotation, cellular component: plasma membrane. NCBI's taxonomy places the organism in Eukaryota, Metazoa, Arthropoda, Insecta, Lepidoptera, Tortricidae. The transcript is spliced from 19 exons. Gene Ontology annotation, biological process: transmembrane transport; amino acid transport. The record is from RefSeq and is a predicted model, not a curated record. Gene Ontology annotation, molecular function: amino acid transmembrane transporter activity. Bases 179 to 2566 code for a protein of 795 amino acids.